Messenger RNA from Medioppia subpectinata, 3672 nucleotides. The record is from the annotation of a GenBank genome assembly. NCBI's taxonomy places the organism in Eukaryota, Metazoa, Arthropoda, Arachnida, Sarcoptiformes, Oppiidae.
AUGAGUUCAUCCGAGAGUCACACCAUUGGAUCAAACGAUGCCUUGUCUUCGGCUAAGAGAGCGGACACAACGCCGACCGCCGACCAGACAUCCCUUCAGAAGCCUGUCAUUCAAAACAUAAGUCCGCGGACUAUAUCUGGAGUAUUGUCUCAAUGGAACCAAAAGGCCAUCGAUUGGUCUUUGAGUGGUUUGAUAGCAAUCGGAUCCCAUAAUCGGGUGGUUGUUGUCGACGCUCUUCACGGCCUCAAACUCUGUCAAAGUAUGUCUUCACACGAAUCCAAACGCAAUCAAUCGUUUAACUCAUUUCUCUCAUCAGGUCUUCACAGACAUAAUCACUCGGUUUGUCUGAUCCGAUGGUGUCAUUCAAACGAUCUUAAGCUCUGUUCGGUAGACACGACCGGAACUAUCAUUAUAUGGGAUGUGAGCGAAGGGUCUGUUCUCACGUUAAUCACUGCCACCAAAGAGCUGAAGAGUAUUCAAGCGAUUGAAUGGUUAGAAUUGAAAAGUGCGGACAAUAUUUGUCAAAACUAUUUACUAGUUUUGAACCGAAAUAAUGGAUUGACUUUAUUGGACACCGAAUUCGGCGAAAUUAUUUGGACCAAAAAUUUCGAUAUAACCCUUAAAAGCAUAUCUUUGGACCCGUUUUGCGCUAAUAAUAUACUGUUUGGCAUUCAAUCGAAAGACUGUUGUUUCGCAACUGUGGACGACCUGAGGGCUAAUGGAUGUGCCAACAGAUCAUUGAAAUACUAUUCAAUUGUCUCUAAUUCGGGGAAGAAUCCGCCCAAAUCUACUUCGGCUUUGAAUUAUUCUCUUUUAGCCGAAAAAGUGGUUUCGAGCGAUACUAAUGUAAUGAGUGAUUGGAUUCAGAUUUGUUAUCACAAAUCGGUUCCCAAUCAAGUAUUGGUGGCAAUCAGUCGCCAGAUAUUAGUGAUUGAUUUGUCGAUCGAAGCGAUCAUCUGUUGUGUACCACUCGAGAGGAACUGUUCAAACAUAACGAAUGUGUUUUCGUGUCAAAACCGAAACGCGUUCUUCAUUUGCCACGACUUCGGAACCGUUUCUUUGCGAUUAUUUCAGAAACAAGUGAUAAACGAGACCAACGAAAUGGCCGCUAAUGUGAUGAUCUCUUAUGCGAAUGUGUGUCAAUCCGAUGGCCUCAGACUUACCAAACAAAACAAGAUUUUUGGCUAUUGUUUGUCUCCAAGCGAUGAAACAAAAGUCGCUCUUUUGCUAAAUAACGGGCGAAUUAUCAUCAAAAAAGUUCAUAAAAUGGGGACAAAAGCUAAUAAUGAGUCCAUUUGUUUGCCAUAUAUUUAUGAUAUGAUCACAACUGAUGAAUAUAUUGCAAGUGAACAAAAGAAAUGCAAAACGUAUCGCAUGUUAAUGACCCAAAUGUCUUCGGCUAUUAAUUUUAGUCCUCAUGUGAUCCGUAUGUGUCCGCCCGUAACCAUGAGAAACUGGCAGUUCCAUAGACCUCUAUUAGCUGUUGGAGACUCGAGUGGAAGCGUUCAGAUCUGGAAUCUAUCGCUUUCAUCGCUGGAUAAAGAGUUUGGGAUUCAUUCGUUUCCCGUUCGAGGACUCGAGUGGACGGGUUUGGAUGCCUUCAUAUCAUUCGCUUACCCAAACAUAUCCCCGCAUUCCGGGAAGACUAACAACGAACUGAAUAUAACUGAAGUCAAUUCGGGCACAACUUAUCCGUUAAGAACUGAGAGAAAUAUGGAUUCGUCUCCAAUCGAGUCGUUGAGAAUUUCGCAUUUGAAACAAUAUCUCAUCAUUUCCUUCAAAGACGAUCCCUUCGAGAUCUGGGACUUAAAGAGUUUAUCACUGCUUCGAGUUAUGCCCAAACAGUUCUCAGCCAUCACUGCCAUUGAAUGGAGUCCUCUCUAUACUAAGCGCACUGAAAGUCAAAAUCAUUCGUCAAAUGCUAUGACUUUUCACUCGAAGGAGAACUUUGUGGUGACGAACACUACGGGAGAGUUGUAUCACUUCUCCAUUGAGGGAAAUAUAGUGAAGGAAAUCACUUGCAUUCCUCCCGACACUGAAAUGAGUGCAAACAUAACGUGCAUUGCGUGGAAGAGUGAUCAGGUGUUGUUGGGCGACGCCGUCGGCAAUCUCAAUGUGUGGGACCUGAAGAAGAAGGUGUCGCGCAUUGAGCCCACACAUCGCGGACCAAUCAAGAAGAUGCGGUUCGGCCCCGGGAGGGGGAACAUGAAGUUCUUGAUGCAAUACAACGACGGCGUCGACAUUUGGGACACUAAGGACUUUAAACUAAACGCACAGUUAAAACAUCCGCGAGAUAUGAAUUUUAAAGUGGUUGACAUCGAUUGGGCGGCCAGUGAUCGGCCGGUCCUUUGCACGUCUGAGGGAACUGUUUUGGUGACUGAUAUGAAACUCAGGCAAUACUCGUCGUCAAUGUCCGAACUGUUGGCCAAUCAAACGGACACCGAAUACAAUGAUUUAAAUUCAGUAAACUUUUAUAUGCUUUCAUCGAUGUCUCGAUUCAUAUUUAAGUCGAAACUAUUCCUCAAUGAAUGGAAUGGCGGACCAAAGCUUCCCGACUGUGAAGUCGAGAGGAAUAUAUUGAUUGCAAAGCUUUUUAAUGAUUACGAAAGCUUUCACUUUUGGAAUAUUGUUUCCUAUGCUUUGUUUGACAAUAAGGAAAGACUCGAUCGAAACAAUGAUCUAUUUUUAGAUAAUAAACAUUACAAAGAUAUCCAGUUUGAAAAGGUUUCACUAUUGGACUUAAUUCGGUCUAAUUAUAAUCAAAAUAAGAUAUGUUAUGAAAUGCAUCUGUUAUUGAAUGAACCGCAACGAGCCGUUCAACUGCUUCUGGAGAGCGACUCAUCGAUGAGUGAUUAUUAUGUGGACGCUUUGAAGGCAUGUCUUAUCACUUCACUUCAGUCUAACGACUCUUCGGCGCAUCCCGUCAUCAAAUUAGUCGCCACUAAUUUAAUAGCCAAUGGAAGGGUAGGCGACGGCUCACAGCUAUUGUGUCUGAUUGGCAAAACACAAGACGCCUGUCGAUACCUCCAGAGCGCCAACAAGUGGUUGGAAUCCGUUUGUUUAGCAAAGUGCACUCUUGAAGGGGAGGAGUACGUGGAGAUAAUGCGCCGGUGGGCCGAACACCUCAUCUCACAGUCUAACUAUAAGACGGCUGUCUUUAUAUUUAUUUCACUCAAACAGUACAUUAAAGCGAUUCAAACACUCCUUAAAUUGAAUAUCGAAACGACUGUUCUGCCCAAAGUAUUGCUAAUAAUGGGCUCAUAUGUGAUGUCCAACAACGUCGAAGUGCCCACAAUUGUCACCACAAUCUACGAGUUCUCGCUGUUAGUGUUUUCUGCGGCCAUAAUCUUCAUAAUAGUGCUAAUUCUGGCCACUUUUGGUUCCGAUUCUAACAAACCUGGAAAUCAUGACUUGGAAUACGAGAGUGAAAUUCUUGAGUCCAUUAAUGAGACCUCUUUUGAUGAUUUGCCGCUCACUAGUGGUGAACAACAAUUGUUGACACAAUUAGAGCGCACCACAGAUCAGAUCGAAUUAUUCUUCGAGAACUGUAAUGACUUUGUGGUCGAUUUGGUCGCUAUUGAAGACACGUUUGGCAUCAAUGAUCGCAACUAUCACUUUGACUCUCCGCCCACAUAUGAAGAGGCCGUCAGAUCUGAUAAACUUAAGACAUGA